Colletotrichum higginsianum IMI 349063 is the source of this 384-nucleotide messenger RNA. Its product is annotated as Cytochrome c oxidase subunit VIa. Bases 1 to 384 code for a protein of 127 amino acids. The transcript has 4 exons. Gene Ontology annotation, biological process: mitochondrial electron transport, cytochrome c to oxygen. Lineage: Eukaryota; Fungi; Ascomycota; Sordariomycetes; Glomerellales; Glomerellaceae. Gene Ontology annotation, cellular component: mitochondrial inner membrane. Gene Ontology annotation, molecular function: enzyme regulator activity. The record is from RefSeq and is a predicted model, not a curated record.
AUGCAGCGCCAGCUCCUCGCCGCCGCCGCGCGCGCCGCCCGUGCCCCGGCCACCCGCUCCACCGUCCAGCGCCGCUUCGCCAGCACCACCGACAACGCCUUCAUCAGGGAGCGCGAGGCCGCCAAGCACCACGCCGCCGGCACCACUGCCCUCUGGCGCAAGAUCUCCAUUUACGCCUGCAUCCCCGCCCUUGGCCUCGCCGCCGCCAACGCCUACGUCCUCUGGAACGAGCACUGGGAGCACUGGAGCCACCUCCCCCCUCUGGAGGAGCGCGUCGAGUACUCGUACCAGAACAUCCGCACCAAGAACUACCAAUGGGGCAACGGUGACAAGACCAUCUUCUGGAACGACAACGUCAACUACCACAACAAGGACAAGGCCUAA